Messenger RNA from Carassius gibelio (silver crucian carp), 309 nucleotides. Its product is annotated as gamma-secretase-activating protein-like. Bases 70 to 309 code for a protein of 79 amino acids. Gene Ontology annotation, cellular component: trans-Golgi network. Gene Ontology annotation, biological process: positive regulation of amyloid-beta formation. The transcript is spliced from 4 exons. NCBI's taxonomy places the organism in Eukaryota, Metazoa, Chordata, Actinopteri, Cypriniformes, Cyprinidae. The record is from RefSeq and is a predicted model, not a curated record.
GGAAGAUAUAAAUAUAUUUAAAAAUGUAUAAUUUAUAUAAAUUCACACAAGCUAACGUACUCGUUUAAAAUGUGUGCAGGUGUUCUUGAGCCUCGCAUUCUGAGUGUGGAGAGAGAUGGAGGAAUCGUAUACUCUUGGAGAGGAGCAACAGGAACUACAAGAAUUGGAAAGUACGAUCGUCACAGUGCAGAGAAUAAGCUCCUCUACACUUUUGAAAAGCAAGAGUGUGUCACCAGCUGCUCUUUAAAUAAAGAAGAAACACUCCUAGCGGUCAGUCUAUCUCAGUCCACACGGAGAAGGCAGCUUUAA